Drosophila ananassae is the source of this 1901-nucleotide messenger RNA. RefSeq names its product protein 5NUC. Lineage: Eukaryota; Metazoa; Arthropoda; Insecta; Diptera; Drosophilidae. The transcript has 7 exons. The record is from RefSeq and is a predicted model, not a curated record. The coding region runs from base 59 to 1849 and encodes 596 amino acids. Gene Ontology annotation, molecular function: 5'-nucleotidase activity; nucleotide binding; metal ion binding. Gene Ontology annotation, cellular component: plasma membrane. Gene Ontology annotation, biological process: AMP catabolic process.
UGUGAAAACUCGGGCCUAUUAUCCUGAAAUGUCAAUGUUUUAAAUUGUACUUGUCAGCAUGGAAAUAUUCUGUGUAAGAUAUUAUAUCAUUGUGGGUUUAUGGCUUUUGGGCGUACUUGCGCCAGUGGUUCGUCUGGAAACGGAAGAGCCAAAGGACAUCGAGUUCAUUAUCCUGCACAACAAUGAUAUGCACUCUAGAUUCGAACAGACAAACGCAAGAUGUGGAAACUGUCUGAUGGAGGAUGCUCGUCAAAAUAAAUGCUAUGGAGGCUUUGCCAGAGUGGCUCAUAUUGUUAGAAAGUACCGCAAAGAAGCUCAAGCUGGGGGUACUCCAGUUAUUUAUCUGAAUGCCGGAGAUACGUAUUCGGGAAAAUCAUGGUUUACGAUUUACAAACACAAAAUUGUCAGCGAUUUCCUCAACAAACUAUCCCCGGAUGCCAUCUGCCUGGGCAACCAUGAGUUCGAUCAUAAUAUUCAGGGUCUAGUACCUUUCUUAAAUGCCGUCACUUUUCCCGUCGUGGCCUGCAAUCUCGAUGUGAGUAGGGAACCCAAUUUGGCCGCCUCCAAGCAACUGUCCAAGUCCACCAUCUUGAAUGUUAAUGGUGUAAUGGUUGGUAUAAUUGGCUAUAUCACACCUGAUACCAAAUUCUGGACACCCAGAAAUUCUGCGAAAUUCUUAGAUGAAGUUGUUUCCAUUAACGCUGAAGCCGAACGACUCAAGGAAAAUGGAGUUAAUAUAAUCAUUGCCUUGGGUCAUUCUGGUUACGAGAAGGAUAUGGAAAUAGCCAAGGACUGCCCCGAAGUGGACAUUGUGGUAGGAGGACACUCGCACACCUAUUUGGAUGCCAACAAGCCGGUGGCCAGGCUCUCUGACACUAAUCCCGAGGCGGUGCGAGGUCCUUACCCCACCACAGUGGUUCAGGACAGUGGAAAGAAAGUGCCUGUGGUUCAAGUGUACGCUUUUACCAAAUACAUGGGCUUCCUUCGUGUGAAGUUCGACAAGGAGGGCAAUCUUGAGGAGUUCAGUGGCGCUCCAAUCCUGUUAGGUCCUAAUAUCUCUGAGGAAAUAGAUGUUCUGUAUUUAUUGGAAGAGUAUCGUCCUAAAGUUGAAGAGCUGGAGAAAAGGAUUAACGCCAAAAUGGGAGAUACUAAGUUACUUCUCAAAGCGGCGACCUGCAAGGAGGAAGAGUGCCUCCUGGGAAAUUUCAUGACGGACGCCAUGGUCUAUGCCCGUAUGUUGGAGGACAAGGGCGGCAAGUACUGGACAGAUGCACCGAUCGCCUUGUUACAUGCAGGAGCAAUAAAAGGUUCAAUAUCUAAGGGAACCAUUAGUGCCGAUACUAUAAACAGUGUUCUGCCAGAGGUAGAGGAUCUGAUGGUCAUUCAGAUGAGUGGAGAGAUACUUUGGAAAGCCCUCGAGUACUCGGCCGAAGUGAGGUUGCAGGCGAACAAGGAUGGAUUCCUUCAGGUGUCUGGUCUGAUGGUCACGACCAAUUUUAGGGGUCCAAAAGGCAAGAGAAUCGAAUCUGUGAAUAUAUUGUGCGCCGAAUGCGAAGUUCCCGCCUUCGAACCCCUCGACGAAAGUUUGACCUACAACGUGAUUGUUCCAGCUUCCCUCGUGAAUGGCUGUGAAGGACACGAUUUUGGUCAGGACGCGAAUUCCACGCAGAAGAAAAUGCGUUGGAAUAAUAGGAAAGCUAUCAUGGAAUAUGCAAAACGGUGCAAUAUUGUCAUUGCGGAGAUCGAGGGGCGUCUCGGAGAUAAGUACUCCCAAACCUCAAUAGCAUCCGUUAUCGUAGUCUCUAUAAAAAAUAUAAUAUUUUUAUAUUUGCUAACAAAAUUGUUGUAGAUUUGUGUAGGUAUUCUUAAUUUUAAUAAAUUUGUAAUGUUUUUGAACUCUA